Molecule: messenger RNA, 1112 nt
Organism: Macadamia integrifolia
Lineage: Eukaryota; Viridiplantae; Streptophyta; Magnoliopsida; Proteales; Proteaceae
Exons: 5
Coding region: 502-1071 (189 amino acids)
Biological process (GO): transmembrane transport
Cellular component (GO): membrane
Molecular function (GO): ABC-type transporter activity; ATP binding
Source: RefSeq, a predicted model, not a curated record
UUACACUCAAGCAACGGCGAGAAAACUAGCCUUGAUACCCUAGUUUGAAAAACCCCCAAAAUACAAUGACCUUCUCAACAAGACAACAGUACAUUAUAUACUCCAAGUCGCGAUGGGUCGACCUCGAUCCGGUCAAGAAAACUUCACAUUCUGGUCGCCAUCAAAAUAUGUCGGAGUGGGUCAAUCUUCAAAACAGGUCAAGAAUUCGGGACAAACUUAACAUAUAUGAUUGCAGGAGGCAGCAGUACUUGGUCUUCCUAUACAUCCAUUCUUUUAAUGUGAUGUUCUAUUUACAUUGGGUCCCUUUUGUUUCUUAACAUAAUUGAUGCUUUGGACUUCUAUAGGAGCAGCAGGUUAAUGAGAAAUCUGGGAAGGAAGACAUGGGUCCUCUGAUUCUAAAUGCUUUUGACCUGUUCAUUCUCUCGCAAUGGCUGAACCUUUCAGCAUUGUUUGACCAUGGACAGAGAAACUUACAAUGAAUGCAUGUCUCCCAACUAAAGUAUGGAUGUCGUUGCACCAUCAAUGGGGUUCAAAACUCAUAUCCAUAAUUACAAGAUGAGGGUAGAAGGUCUUGCAACAAAUAAGGCUUCACAUUUCUCUGUUAUUUUAGAAGUUUUUGAAGUAGCUCCCUCAUUUUUCAUGGUGGACAUUUAUAAGGCAGCUGGAGAUUCAAUUGAAUUCCUCAAGGUCAGAUAUAGGAUGACUAGGGUGUUGGUUAUGAGGUUCGGCUGUGCAAAAAGGGCUACAGAGUUGAAGUUCUAUAUAGAAAAUCCUGUCAAUUUCGAGACUUUGGAGGUCAGGAAGUUGAUACAACUGAUAUCAACUUUUUUUGGUGGUUUCGCAAUAGCAUUUACAAGAGAAUGGCGUCUUGCAGUGGUAAUGUUAGCUUUCAUUCCUCUGUUUGUGGUCAUCGGCAGUAUCAUGGCAAUGCUCAUUUCCAAAAUGUCAAGCUGUGUACAAACUGCAUAUGCUGAGUCUAGAAAUGUUUUAGUACAAACAAUUGGAGCCACUAGAAUGGUCAGGAUUGCCAAGAAAACUUCAGUUAAAUUCUAUUAUUUGCAGCUCAACUAACUACAUUUCUGAAUUAUGCUGAUAGUAACCCACUCUUGUGG